Molecule: messenger RNA, 1393 nt
Organism: Archocentrus centrarchus (flier cichlid)
Lineage: Eukaryota; Metazoa; Chordata; Actinopteri; Cichliformes; Cichlidae
Gene: tmem178a
Product: transmembrane protein 178a
Exons: 4
Coding region: 159-1175 (338 amino acids)
Biological process (GO): regulation of cytosolic calcium ion concentration; negative regulation of osteoclast differentiation
Cellular component (GO): endoplasmic reticulum membrane
Source: RefSeq, a predicted model, not a curated record
CGAUAAAGUCAUUUUACUCUGAAGGCGCUUUCUGGGCACUUCCGGUACUGACGGGGUUACCUGCCUCCACCUUGGCGCAUCUCUGACGGUCAGUCGGCAUGACAACGCGCUCUCGAGGACAAACGGGGAACGGCUGAUCGGGAGGAUGGCAGCAGAAGAUGCCCAGUAACGGCAACAGCGGUGGGAAUCGAGCGGAGAGCGGGACCGGGACCGGGACCCGCUCCGGGACCGGGAGCGGCUCGGUCCAUGUCCCGGCCAUGGAGCGAGCCCGGCCGGCCACGGUGACGGUGUCCGCGGUGAGCCUCGCGCUCAGCGUGCUGUCACUGCUGCUGCUGGUCACCGCAAUCUCCACCGACCACUGGUACGAGACCGACACGCGCAGGCACAAGGAGAACUGCGACCGGCACGGCUCCGACUCCAACGAUCAGAAGAACCGCGAGAUGCCCAUCUACCAUCUGCCACUGGUGGACAGCGGGGCCCGGCAGCGGGACGUGGCGCUGAUGAAGCCCGUGCAUGUGGGCAGCAGAGAGGAGGAGCUGCUGGAGAACUGGCGGGCCAUCCUGGGGAUGGGCAUCCUGGAGACAGAGUGCGGCAGGCCGCUGUUCUCCACCCACUCCGGCUUGUGGAGGAAGUGCUAUUUCAAGGGACUGGACCCGGACAUCGACAAGCUCAUCGACCGGGGUAUUGCAGAUCGCUGCACUGCUGUGAAGUAUCACUUCUCUCAGCCAAUCAGACUGAGGAACAUCCCCCUGAACCUGACCAGGACCAUCCAGCAGGACGAGUGGCACUUGCUGCACCUACGCCGCAUCACGGCAGGCUUUCUGGGCAUGGCGGCGGCUGUCCUGCUGUGUGGGAGCAUCGUAGCUUCGGUGGGAUUCUUCUGGGAGGAGAGUCUGACACAACACGUCUCCGGGCUCCUCUUCCUCAUGGCAGGGAUCUUCUGCACCAUCUCUCUGUGUACGUAUGCAGCCAGCGUGACCUACGACCUUUCCAGAAACCCGCCCUUCAUCUACGGCCUACCGGCCGAUGUGGAUCACGGUUAUGGCUGGUCCAUCUGCUGCGCCUGGGCCAGUCUGGGUCUCACCGUGGCCUCCGGCUGCCUUGGCACCACCUUCCCCUUCCUGAACCGUGACGGAGCACUGCGAUCCAAAACCGCCCGCGAGUCCUCCGUCUGAGCUGAAGGCUGUCAGUCACCCAGAGAAGGAGGACAUCAUCUGCAGGUUUAUUUAGGCCCAGCUCUGUAGUAGGCGGGGCCUUGGACUGCAGAUGGAGCUACACACCUGUUUGUGUUUCUGACAUGGACUUUUAACAAGUUAGACAAUGUCUGUGUAGGUUCUCUGUCAUCCAGGUAAUUGAAAAAGAAGGUGACUGGACUUCUUUCAUUUGUUGAAGA